AUGUCCGAGAAAUUAAGGGACGACGACACGAUGAAAGCUAACACGGCUGCUACAAAGAUUCAAGCAAAUUUUCGCGGCUAUCGCGUGAGAAAACAAUUGAAGGAAACGAAACCACAACAGCCGCAUCAGAAGAGACAACAGAGCGACGAUGAGUCUACAUCAUCGAGUACGUCGACUUUAAAAAGGCAAAAUACUAGGGAGGCUCUCGAAGAAAAAUCAGCAACGAAAAUCCAAGCCGGAAUUCGUGGAUUUCUGGUGAGAAAAAGACAACAGGCAGAACAGGCUGCAGCUACUAGAAUUCAGGCUGGAUUUCGUGGCUUCAGGACAAGAAAGUUGCUCAAACAAAAUGGACAGUGA
Messenger RNA from Vespa mandarinia (Asian giant hornet), 357 nucleotides. RefSeq names its product abnormal spindle-like microcephaly-associated protein homolog. NCBI's taxonomy places the organism in Eukaryota, Metazoa, Arthropoda, Insecta, Hymenoptera, Vespidae. The record is from RefSeq and is a predicted model, not a curated record.